UUUGGGGCGCUAAAUAUAGGCAAUUGUGUCACACUUUUGAUUCGAAAAUCUCGAUAAUUUUCGGGCUCUAAUUGCAAAUAGAAGUAAGCAAUAAUUAUUAUUCCCCCACUUGUCGAUGAGAGCAAAAAUCCCACUUCUAUCUUGAAUCAAAUUCAGUUCAAGUUUUAAGCUCAUCGAAUCAAAACUGGUACCAGGGUUCACGUCAAGAAAUGGGAAACUUCCACGAAACCCUCGGAAUCAAUGAAUUGAAAAACAAAAAUGCAAUAUGGAAAGCACUUUUAGCUGAAUUUCUGGCUAAUGUCCUUCUCAAUUUCUUCGGUUGUGCUUCCUGUACCCACAUUUCAGGGAAACCCCCGAGUUUAGUAUUGAUUGCGCUCACUUUCGGACUCGUCAUCUUUAUUCUAGCCCAAACUAUUGAGCAUGUGAGUGGUGGGCACAUAAACCCAGCUGUCACAGCUGGAAUGAUGGCCACCGGCAAUAUUGGAAUAGUGAAAGGAAUUCUUUACAUUAUUGUGCAAUGUCUGGGGGCUUUAGCCGGAUCAGCGGUCUUAAAAGCCCUUACCCCCGAAGAUUUGCACAAAUCGGGGCUUGGUAACACACAAUUAGCCCCCGGUUUUAGCCCAAUUCAAGGCUUUGGGGUUGAAUUUUUUCUCGGAUUUGUUCUAAUUCUUGUUAUUUGUGGCGUCUGCGAUCCUAAUAAACCUCAAGCCAAACCUGCAGCAACUCUAGCUAUUGGAAUGGCUGUGGCAGUGGGUCAUUUAGCCACUGUUGACUUCACUGGUUCUAGUAUGAACCCAGCAAGGAGUUUCGGGUCGGCUUUAAUCGCCAAUAAUUGGACUGAUCAUUGGGUUUAUUGGGCUGGGCCUAUUUUGGGUGGAGUUGCUGCAGCUCUGCUUUAUAAACAUGCCUUGGCUGCACCGAAUCUUGGACCAAUGAGGAUUGUAGAACGAUAUACGAUUGCAGAUGAGAAAGAAUUGAAGAGGUUGGAUGUCAACAGAGAUGAACCGUAAAAUACGCUAUUUAGACUAGAAUUUUAUUAUUUAUGAGAGAAACAUUCUUCAGACUAGACUGAGAAAUAAAUAGCAAGAAACAAUUAAUCAGAGUCGACAUGAAAGCGCAACUAACAUUUGUCAUUAUUUAUGUAAUCAUGAUUAAUUUAAUAAAAAUUACUGAUAUUUU
This is a messenger RNA of Tribolium castaneum (red flour beetle), 1179 nucleotides long. It is a transcript of the gene Prip, whose product is annotated as prip. The record is from RefSeq and is a predicted model, not a curated record. Gene Ontology annotation, molecular function: channel activity. Gene Ontology annotation, cellular component: plasma membrane. NCBI's taxonomy places the organism in Eukaryota, Metazoa, Arthropoda, Insecta, Coleoptera, Tenebrionidae. The transcript is spliced from 6 exons. Bases 210 to 1010 code for a protein of 266 amino acids. Gene Ontology annotation, biological process: transmembrane transport.